GCCUGCGAGAGAAAGACCUACACGUCAAUUGCCCGGGGCCAGGAGGUGUUCUCUCUCUCACAGUGUGCGGCUACUGAGGAGCUAUUGGUCUGCGCAGACGAAAAAGCUCUCUGCCACACCUUGGUCAGAGAUGGCAGCACUCCAGAUAUCGGCCCGGUACCAUAUCUUGUGGGGCUUAGAUGGGAAGAUGUCUGGGGGUGUGAGACGAAGCGGAUGCGCUACUGCAGGGACACUUGUCGAACUUCAUCCAUGGAACGCGGUCGACACCUUAACAGGUGCUUUGCUGGAAGCAGGGGGUGGUCUACCAAGCGAUGCACGUGCACUGAGCCGUGUAGGAGGAUCAGGGAGGCGCAGAAGCGGGAGCAGCAACUGGCAAGGAUGGGGGGAAAUGAUGGCGACGACGGCAAGAGGGAGAGGAGGGGAAAUGGCUGCAAGUGCGAGCGGCAGAUGGAAUAUCUAUGCGGACGAUGACGAUGAAGAUGAAGAUGAAGAUGAUGACGAUUCUGAGAUCAACAAUGCUGCGAAGCUCCGCAGAAGGGAGGUGGGGAAAUCGGGCGGGAAAAAAACGGUCCGAAGUUCAAAAAAAGGCGGGAAAGAGUGGGAAGUCGGAAAAGCCGAUAACCCCCAAAGCAGAUCAAAGAUUACGGAGUUGACGUCAACAAAAAAUCGAGGGGCUGAGGAGGAGGAGGAGGAGGAGGAGGAGGAGGACCAUGAAAUGACGACGCAGCGAGAAGUUUACGUGGUUGACGUCAACAAAAAAUCACAGAAGAGCAGCGGGGGUGCAGGCUCUGAUGGUAGGCGGAUGGGGGGGAAAUCGCGGCGGAGCGGCAGUGGUGGGGAAUCGUGGGGAGAGGAGGGAGGGGAUGUGGAGGUGGUGGUGGGCACAAGUUAUGGGGGGUGGGGGGCGGGGAACGCUUUCAGCGGCAGUGAGAGCAACAACAGCGGCGGAUACGAAAGUUUUCAGCAGAGCUGGUUAGUGGAGGAGGAAGACGGGGAUCCCGAUUGGGAUGACGAGGCAGAGGUCGGGAGAGGGUAUCGGUACUCAGAUGUGCUCGGCGACCUGACAAUCGAGAGGAAGACUACCGUCGGCGAUCCAGAGGAAGAUUAUGAUGAGCAUGAAGAUUAUAGUGAUGUCUGGGACCGUGAGCGAAACAAGCACUUUCGAGAGAUUGGGCUUGUGGAUUGGGAGGAGUUGACCUUUGACCCAAGUCCUCUUGUCGUUUGCGCCUUCUCGAGAUGGUGCAGGCCCUGCUCUGUCGUGUGUGACCAUCUGGAGGAGGCAGCUGAGAAAAUCUGGGAACAAGGGAAGUUUCGACUAAGGGCUGUGAAGCUGGAGAUUAAUAAAGAGCCAGACCUUUCCACGGCCCUGAAGGCGCGUACACAUCCUACCUUAUAUUUUAUCGAGGACGGGAGAGUCUUGCAUAAGCUGGAAGUCGACGAAGGUGACGAAGCGAGUUUGCCGACGUCAGAUGACAUCCUGCAAUGUGCAGCCUAUUUCUUCUACGGGGGCCCAAAGCCAGAGGUUCUGGUUCAGAAAGUGGGCCAAUCGCCCCGAGGGCGGCCACCAAAACCACAAGCUCGCAGAACGAUCAGUGAAGAAGCGGAGCAUCGCGGAGGUAUCAAGGGAGAAGAGGGGAGAAGGCGGCGACGUCGGUAUCUGUAUGUUGCACCGGAAGCCCGACAACGCACCCAAAACAAAGAAGACGAUAGUGACCUUUUCAAUAUCGAUGAAAACACGCCUGUCGAGGACAUAGACUCAAUACUGGCCAGCACAGACUACCGAGUCUAAGGGCCAAAAAAGUGUAGCCUGUGUAUAGGCGUAUAGAAAGACCUACAAAUGACUCGACACUGGUUUAUCUGCUUGUUCCUCGUCUUCCCUCCAUCCAUUUUUGGCAAGUCGCUUCUUUGCAAUCCCUAUUCGGCUUGUGUUUGAAAGUUCGAGACCAGCCAAGCUGUGCCUUAACAUGAUUCGCAGCACACGUGGCACCCGCACCACCCGUUGGUGGGCGGGGUGAACUUCGCGUCUUUAGCCAGAUCGAACCUGGAGUUCAGUCAUCUUCCUGCAAUGCCUGGCCACCUGCAGCGACAACUUCCGCCUGCACUGCUGAGGAUCUGCAGUGGUAUGCGUGCCUGCCUGCAAAACCUGAGCGCCUCCAGCGUCCGCGUUAUGCCUGCUUGCCUGCCUGCAAAACCUGAGCGCCUGUAGCGUCAGCGUUAUGCCUGCCUGCCUGCAAAACCUGAGCACCUGCAGCGUCAGCGUUAUGCCUGCCUGCCUGCAAAACCUGAGCACCUGCAGUGUCAGCGUUAUGCCUGCCUGCCUGCAAAACCUGAGCACCUGCAGUCUCUGUGUUAUGCCUGCCUGCCUGCAAAACCUGAGCACCUGCAGUCUCAGUGUUAUGCUGGCCUGCCUGCAAAACCUGAAAACCUGCAGUGGCAGAGUGUGCCUGCAAAAAACAAUUGCCUGCAGUGUUUUGCAUCAGCAGCAUCUGGCUGGAUUCCUUUGAUCAGAUGAGUCUACUUGCAAGGGGUUGUUGUGCCCGCGUUAUGUGGACUCUCCACCCGCUGUGAGUGGUGCUGUUUGUAGAGGCCCUAUGCUGGCUGCUUUUGGAUUGAAGUCAAGACAUUGAGGAGGUGAUUUUGUGCAACUCAUACGCAGAGAGUCUAUAUAUAGAUGAAGAGUGUCUAUAUAUAGAUGCACAUCCAUGAAGAGUGUCUAUAUAUAGAUGUGCAUCCAUUGUGGUUGUGGUCCUGUCGGCCAUGUUCUGUGGGCUAUGGUCCUGUUGGCUAUGUUCGGUGGGCAGGAUAUUGUGGCUAUGGUCCUGUUGGCAGUGCAUCCAUGAAGAGUGUCUAUAUAUCGGCCGGCGAGUGUGUUGCCUGUAGACGUUUCAUGAUGACCUUUCUUCGGAUUGCAAUGAAGAUAGGAUCUGCUUUGGCUCUUGCAGAGACGUGUUCAGUGGAAGGAUAUAUUGGGUAUGACUAUGGUGCAAAGCGCUAUCUAUCUAUCUAUCUCUCUCUCUCUCUAUAUAUAUAUCGUCAUAUAGGCUAUCUAUCUAUCUAUCUCUAUAUAUAUAUAUAUAUCGUCAUAUAGGCUUUCCUUCAGCACCUGGGUCAUCUGUACAGAUUUCAACUUUUUUGUGUGAACUUUUCUUAUUUUCGCCGGAGGGGUACACGCCGUUUCCGUCCAGUUUUCUUUCUGGGCGUUUUUUGCAGAAACAAAGGUCGAUAGUGAAUUUGAGAAUUUUUUGAUGCGUUUGCCGGCCAAUCCAUUCAGGAUUACCAGAGCACCCUUAGAAGGGGCAGGCGUUUGCGAAAUGAACCCCUCACCCCCGC
This is a messenger RNA of Chara braunii, 3330 nucleotides long. The record is from the annotation of a GenBank genome assembly. Lineage: Eukaryota; Viridiplantae; Streptophyta; Charophyceae; Charales; Characeae.